AUGACGCAGGCCGAGGGCGCACCAUUCUCUGUGGCCAUUAUCGGCGCCGGCAUUGGAGGACUGGCCCUCGCCAUCGGGCUUUUGAAGAAAAAUGUGCCCUGUACCGUUUACGAAUCUGCCAGCAAAUUCGAUGCCGUGGGAGCGGGAAUCGGUCUCGGUCCCAAUGCAUUGCGCGCAAUAGAGUUGAUGGACCCCAAGUUUAGGGCCAUGUACGACGAGGUCAAAGUCGGCAACAAAUCACCAGAUCGUGUCCACGAGCAGAUCGAGAUUCUAGGGAUCCAAGAGGGCUUUGGAAUCACUGACGACUGGCAUGGUGGUUCGGUCUCGCACCCGGCAUUCGAGAGAAGUAGCGCCCACCGAAAAGCGCUUCUCGAGAUCAUGGAGAGCUUGAUCCCGCCGGGCACGGUCCAGUUCAACAAGAGAGUCAUCCGACUUGAGCAAAAGUCCCCUCAGAAAGUGACCAUUGUUUUCCAGGACGGAGAGGUUGUCCAAAGCGACAUUGUCGUUGGUUGCGAUGGCAUCAAAGGAAUGUCGAGAAAGGUGGUUCUGGAAUCCAGAUAUCCGGAAGAGGUCCCCGCAAAAUACAACAAUACCUACAUCUACCGUGGAAUCACGUCCAUGGAAGAGGCCAAGAAACGCAUCGGAACCUACGCGGAGGAUGCACGAUGGUGGAUGGGCAAGGGCAAAGGAUGGGCAAUGUACCCAAUCUCUAAAGGAACAGAGGUCAACAUCGUCGCCUUCAUACAUGACCCCGACGAAUGGGUGGGCGAACAAGCAACCAAAGAAGUGACCAGGGAAGAGAUGUUCUCCGACUUCGCAGAGUUUGACCACAGACUGAAAGCACUGCUAGAUUUUGUCAAGCCCGUCAGGUGGCCGCUCUUCCACCAUCCCAACACGCCAACAUACUACAAAGGUCGGAUAUGUCUCAUGGGAGAUUCGGCACACGCAUCAAGUCCUGCUCAGGCAGCGGGUGCAGGGCAAGGCCUGGAAGACGCACUCAUCCUCUCCCGGCUCCUCGGCCUCGUAAGGCGUACGAAUGAAGUGGAAAGCGCCAUCCAAGUCUACGAUGCCAUUCGCAGACCCCGGGCUCAGGCUGUCGUCCAGGAGAGUCGGGACGUCGGCAUGGCCUACUUUUUCUUGCAUCCAGACUUUGGCGACGACCUCAAGAAGAUCACGGCGGAUGCAAAUGUGCGAUUGCCAAAAAUUUGGUUCUAUGAUCUCGAUAGGGAUCUCAAGCUUGCCGAAGACAGUUUCAACGCUCUUGUACGGUAUCCGGCGUGCAAAGAUGACGUAGUGACUGUGAGCAUUGCUGAAACGACAACUUCGGUGCCCAGUAGAAUUGCAACCUAA
Molecule: messenger RNA, 1350 nt
Organism: Capronia coronata CBS 617.96
Lineage: Eukaryota; Fungi; Ascomycota; Eurotiomycetes; Chaetothyriales; Herpotrichiellaceae
Exons: 2
Coding region: 1-1350 (449 amino acids)
Biological process (GO): secondary metabolite biosynthetic process
Molecular function (GO): FAD binding
Source: RefSeq, a predicted model, not a curated record